GACUGGAUCGGAUUUGUUGGUGACUGUCUCUGGCUAGUUAGUGCACGACACUACCACCACAGUACAGCACACACCACACUACACUACUCGUGAGUCUAGCAGUAGUAUCUAGUGUGGUUACCUACCAGAAUCGCAGACGACGCAUGUAGAGGAGCUAGGCCGGGCAGGACACAGGAAUUGAAGAUCGAGCGAAGCAGCCAAGAACUCGAGAUUCCAUCAUCCAUGGCGCCGCCUCCUCCUCCUCCUCCGCACGAGUCGGACAGCUGCCGGUCGGAGGCUGCAGCGCCGGCGGUGGUGACGACGGUGGACGUGACGGCGGCGAGGGACCUUAUUAUCUCCUCUGCCGGCGGCGGCCACCGGUACCUGUACCUGGACGUGAGGGCGGAGGAGGAGCUCGCCAAGCUGGGGCAUCUCGUCGAGCCCCAAAACUGCCUUAACGUCCCCUACAUGUUCAUCACUCCGCAAGGAAGCCGGGUGAAGAACGCCCAGUUUGUGGAGCAGGUGGCGUCGCUCUUGACCAACAAAGAGGAACCCGUCCUAGUGGGGUGCCAAAGCGGCAAGAGAUCAGAGCUAGCAUGCCUUGAUCUCCAAGCAGCAGGAUUCAAGAAGGUCAAGAACAUGGGAGGUGGCUACCUUGCCUGGGUGCACCAUGGCUUCCCCGUCCACCACUCACUCCCCGUCCCUGGCAACAUGGAACAUGAUACAUUUCCACGUCCACCGACACCGCCACCAGCACCAGCACCAGCACCAGGCAGCCAUGCCUAGCCUCAAUGGCGGCCACGCACAGCAGCAUGUGCAAUUGAAGCCCAGCUGCUGGGACUGCGACUGGGACCUGCCUGCCCCUCAGCCCCUGCCGCCACCAGCGUUCUACAAUACAAUCUACUCUCUACUCUACUCAGCAGGCAGGCAAAAUAAAAUAAAGCUACUGCCCUCUACUUGCUGCUGUACACCCUAAACUGUGUCUACUUCUACUUGUAUGAUCCGGCAACAUUAUGUGGAUGUGGUGCCAAUAAACUAAACACAUGGUAAACGCCUCAAUUAGCAAGGUAAUCUGUCAGCCAUUCAGCAGUA
This is a messenger RNA of Sorghum bicolor (sorghum), 1071 nucleotides long. Its product is annotated as thiosulfate sulfurtransferase 18. Gene Ontology annotation, molecular function: catalytic activity. NCBI's taxonomy places the organism in Eukaryota, Viridiplantae, Streptophyta, Magnoliopsida, Poales, Poaceae. The transcript has 5 exons. The coding region runs from base 223 to 765 and encodes 180 amino acids. The record is from RefSeq and is a predicted model, not a curated record.